Messenger RNA from Gastrolobium bilobum, 1387 nucleotides. RefSeq names its product rho GDP-dissociation inhibitor 1. Gene Ontology annotation, biological process: Rho protein signal transduction. The coding region runs from base 387 to 1067 and encodes 226 amino acids. The record is from RefSeq and is a predicted model, not a curated record. The transcript has 5 exons. Gene Ontology annotation, cellular component: membrane; cytoplasm; cytosol. Gene Ontology annotation, molecular function: protein binding; Rho GDP-dissociation inhibitor activity. NCBI's taxonomy places the organism in Eukaryota, Viridiplantae, Streptophyta, Magnoliopsida, Fabales, Fabaceae.
UUCGGAUCACCGCAUGACUACUUCCCCAAUUUAUCCAUAUUUCUCUCUCUCCUCCUGAAAUAUUGAGCAACCCACACCACACAAAAACGUUAGGAGACACACAAAUCAUUUUUCCUUUGUCAUCUUUUGCCUUUUUUUGCUUCUGGCUAUUCAUCAUUAUUGGGUUUUGUUUUGUGAGACACAAACUGCUAUUGCUUUUUUGGGUUUCAACAAUCCCUUCAAAAGAUUUUAGUAAUAUAGUCAAUUGCCUUACAUAAUUUUCAUUGCAUGCCAUAUAUUUCUUGUGGUUUCUCUCUUUGGGUGCGUUUGGACACCAUUGUUAUUCCCUGUGACUGUUGAUGAGUUAAACCACCUUUGUAGUUGGAGCUGUUUCAAGUUCCAAGAAGAUGGGGUUUUAUGAAAACAAAGAAACUGGAGAGAAAAGUGAGGCAGGGGAAGAUUAUAAAAGUGAUGGCGAGCCUUUGAGCAGGCAAGUGAGUGAGUCUUCUAUCUAUGCAACUGAUGUGGAGGAAGAUGAUGACGUUGGAGCCAAAAUACAACUGGGUCCUCAGUGCACUCUUAAAGAGCACCUUGAGAAAGAUAAGGACGAUGAGAGUUUAAGGAAAUGGAAGGAACAACUUCUUGGGAAUGUGGAUGUGAACAACGUUGCAGAAAUUCUGGAUCCUGAAGUGAAAAUUACCAGUCUGUCUAUCGUCUCUCCUGGUAGGGAUGAAAUUGUUCUUCCUAUUCCUGAAAGUGGAAAUCCAAAGGGUUUAUGGUUCACUCUUAAAGAAGGUAGUCAUUACCGAUUGAAAUUCACAUUCGAAGUGAGCAAUAAUAUUGUGUCUGGCUUGAAGUACACCAAUACUGUCUGGAAGACUGGUGUCAAGGUGGACAGCUCAAAAGAGAUGCUUGGAACUUUCAGCCCUCAGACAGAGCCUUACACACAUGAGAUGCCAGAAGAAACCACACCCUCAGGGCUAUUUGCAAGAGGACAAUAUUCUGCAAGAUCAAAGUUUCUUGAUGAUGACAACAAAUGCUACUUGGAGAUCAACUAUACUUUUGACAUUAGGAAGGAUUGGGCUUGAACAUGGAUGGCCAUCUUCCCAAUCUGCAAUUGCAAUAGUGACUCUCCUUUAUUUAGUCCAAUAUAUUUUAAUUUCUAUUUGAUUGAUUUAAGAAAUUCAGAUAUCUUAGGUACUGAAUUCCGGCUUGUACUAAAUUUUGUUUGAUAUUGACUAAAAGAGACAUAGACAAAGAGGAUACUUUGGCAACUUUCCCAAUAAAAGUGCCCCGCUUGUCUCUUUUUUGUGACUCUCCUUAGCUCACUAUUUUUGCCAAUCUAAAUCUGGACACAGUAACCUUUUUGGUGGUCGGGUUGCUUUUGAGUCUUCACUGUAAUUUGAAG